This is a messenger RNA of Spathaspora passalidarum NRRL Y-27907, 7570 nucleotides long. Its product is annotated as leucine-rich repeat domain-containing protein. NCBI's taxonomy places the organism in Eukaryota, Fungi, Ascomycota, Pichiomycetes, Serinales, Debaryomycetaceae. The record is from RefSeq and is a predicted model, not a curated record. Bases 470 to 2071 code for a protein of 533 amino acids. Gene Ontology annotation, molecular function: protein binding. The transcript has a single exon.
ACGAUUGAUAAGCGUUUGGUAGCCACAGCUGGUGUUGCUCACGUUCAUAAGCCAGGGUGCAUCGUAAUUACAUGUCGUGUCACUGUAAGGAGGCUAGAGGUAUCGUAUACGCUCGGUUUUCGUUGUGAACACUAACACAGCUAGAAAGGACCAACAAUAUUGGGACAGGAGUACAGUAUAUACUACACGCGUUUUACCCCUCCUAGCCAAGUUUAACGUGUAAUAUAAUCAAGGUGAUGUUAGACCCUUUGAUGGAAACUCGAACCUAGUUUCAAGCAGCAUUCCAGAUAAUGAAGCUGGGUUUUGUAAUGCCACCUGCACUUUCCACCUGCACUUUCCACAUCCAUGGUAUAUUCGUGCGCAAGGAAACUUUCUAGUUUACAUACCCUUGCAGCAAAUGCAACUAAUUAAAGAACUCAUUUGCCUUCCAUUCGAAUACCUUUGACCAGCAGUUAAAGAUCUAACUACAAUGAACCACAAUGACACAUGGUUAAUUAACUUCCUUAGUACGUUCUUCCAACUGUUUCCCAAUGAUAUCAUUAACGUUAUAUUGGACUUGCUUACGCAAAAACAGAAACAUGUUUUUGUUACGGAUUUCCCCAAUAAUAAUAUCCGUCUGGUUGCUCGUGCCAACUACUAUCGUAAUAUUCAUUUUGUAACUCCAUUCCUGAGAAGCUACGUUCUAUUUCAUUUUGAAAAGUCAACUCGGGUCACGUUUGUUGGGAUGGAUAAAAUACUACAUUUCAUGGAUUCUUAUCCUGAUGUUAUCCCCAAAACCUUAGUUCUUGAAAUUAGUUUUUUAGAUUACGAAAAUCUUAAAGCGAUUUUAACCAAGUACCAUGAUAAGAUCAGUAAAAUCUCUGAAAUGAGUAUCAUAUUAAAAAAUUACGAGAUUAAUAUUGCCUUUUUGAACUUCUUAUUAUCCUUUGAUAAUUUGACAAACUUGGUUUUUGAACAAACAAGCUUGAAGCUGAUACGACGUUUUUUUAUUAACAAUUCGAGGUUUAUUCAUCAUCCCAGACUUAGCCUGAUUAGGAUUUCUAGCCUGUACGUCAUUGAUUGGCUGGGAGUACAAUUUCCCCAAAAAUUGAAAAACCUUGAGUUACCAAGGGCUAAGAUUUCUACAGUAAAUAUCCCUGCAGAGGUGGGCAGAAUUUGUUUUACUAAAUCUAAAAUCAAACAUUCGAAUGAGUUAAGAAAUAAGUUACCCGAGAAUUUGACUGUUCUUGAACUCCAUUCAACUGGUUUGGAAUGUCUCAUGGUUGAUGAUUUGCCAGUGGGACUAACCAAUUUAAAAAUAUCCAGGAAUCCCCUCAAUAAGAUUUAUGGGAAGAGAUGGCCACCCAAUUUGCAGAAACUAGAAUUAGAAUUUCAUAAACUAAAUGAUGAAGCGUUACAAUUUGUGAAUGAAUCAAUUGGGUGGCCCUUAAAUGUGACUCACUUGACUAUUCUGGGGACUAAACUCAAAGAUCUUUCUAAUUUAAGUAACCUACCACAGAGUUUGAAGCAUUUGAACAUAUCAAACACCCAUUGGAAUUUGGUUAAAGAAAAUACCAGAUUUGAAUUCCCUCGAAACUUGAAAAUAUUGCAUAUGAGUUUCUGUGGACUUCCUCGUUUAAAAUAUUUGAAAUUUCCAUCAUCACUUGAAGAUUUGUCAUUGCCUUUAAAUCGAAUUCAUAACAUACUAACAUACGGUGCUUGGCAAGAGCUUGUUAAUUUGAAACGCUUAGACCUCGAUUAUAACUCAAUUACCAGCUUGGACAAUUGGGUUAUACCCCCUAACCUUGAAUACCUUUGCUUACUGAAUAAUCGAAUCAAAGAGGUAACCCUGCGGUUCCCUUUGUUCAAUAAUAAAUACAACUUCAACCUUAAGGUAUUGAAAUUAUCCCGUUGCCAACUAUCUAAAGUGAGAAUAGACUAUAUUCCCCCCAGUAUGGUACGAUUAGAUCUUUACCAAGAUGACUUAAUUGCUCAGAUAGUGUUGCCUAUAGAUUCUAAACCAUGUUUGAUCCCACGGGGGUACAGAUUCAAAAGAAUGAAUUACAUGCCCGUUAAUUACUGUAAAGUUUAAAUUCGACCGGAACAAGCACUUUGCCCAAGUCGAUGAUUUCGAUUAGUAUCUGGGUUAAAAACACAAGACAAAACAAUGGUAAUGUUUAUACAAGAAUUACUAUAGUAAAUGUCAUGCUAUUCUAUGUAUAUUGGAAUCAGCAAUUCCAAGUCUCGCUAAUGUGAUGCAUCUGGCUACAUUUGAGUCAAUAUCAAUAAAUCUGUCCAGGGAAUAGCCGUGUUAGAUAUUUCUUUUUAAGAAAAACAUUUUGAAUAUAUCAGUGCAUGUGCACGCUGUGUUGGGUUAGGUUUGAGAUUACUGGAAAACUGGUACUCCAAAUGAUUUAUUCUGUAUAACUCUUAUCAGCUAAGGAAAAUUUGCUUUCUCAAAGGACCCGAGUUAUAUCUAUCAGGUUCAACCAAGAAUGUUGAAUUGGAUAGAAGUAGAAUUACAUCGAACAUAAACGUGAGUUAACUUGCUUGUAACAUGUAAGAGCCAAUGACAAAUUAAUUUCAACGACUCUUCGAAAGACAUCAACAAUAGUAAUUGAUCAUAUUUAUUGAAAAGAAAUAACAUAUAAAUAUGCAAAACUAUGAUUACAUUCAAGAAGUGAUAGUAGUAGGGUAACGCCGAAAGGAACUUAGUGGCCUGAGUGUUUACAAUCUAUUAGUUGUUGAAGCUAAUAUGGCCAAUAUAUGUAAGAUUUUGGAAAAUUAUACAGAAGCAGCCGCCAUGACUUUCAUAUUUCCAUUAUUUGAUUCUCUUUCUCUGUAAUGUUCAAAAAUUUUAGUGAAAACCAUGACAUUUUACAUCUUAAUAGUCAAAACCGAAGGAAAUUCUUAUCUGGAAAAAAGUAGUUCAAAAAUUACAAUGCAUUAGAUUCUUCAUUUAUUACUAGACCUAUUAUUUAGCACAUAACUAUUAUAUAGCAUCCAAAACAAAAAAAUAUAUAGCAACGCCAUGACUUAGAUUUUACUGGAGCUAAUUAUUAAUUUCGAGCCAAUAUUCAGUGCAAGAGCAAUUUAUUUGGUGACUGCUUUUUUCGUCACACUGAAAUAUCAUAUGUGCUAGAAGCAGGUCGAUCUUAUUGUACUGCUUGUGGCAAUUCACACAUUUACGGAACAAAUCCUUUACCAAGCUACCAUGUUCUUCAAUAUGCCUUCUAGCGGCAUCCAUAUUAUCUAGUGUCACCCCACAGCCAUGAAAUAAACAAGUGAUGGUCCCGGAAUUAAUAUCUAAGUGGUGGUCGAUACCUUGGUCCAACAUGUCCCGGGAACUUUGGCUCAUGUGUGAUACUAUAUGGACUUGAAUAUUUCCCUCAUAGUGGGUGAAGUAGCCGCACCUAGACCAUUGGCAAUGGAAAAUGCCACUUGCGUGUUCAAGUUUCCAGAACUUUUCCAAAACAACUCUGCAUGCAGAAUUAAUACCGCCAUCAGUUACAAAUAUACUCCUUUGUUGGUCUUCGACUGAUGUUGUUCCAGGUUCUUCACUUUCGGGGACCAUAUCUUGGUUCAAUUCUUCUUGAUUAAUCAUAGAGGCGAUUGGUACUACCGAGUUUCUAUUACUUCCAUAAUGUGAAAAUCUAGCCGGUAAAGAGACCGAGUAUUGCAUGAAUGGGUUUGCUGAAUUUGGUGGUGAAUUUUGUUGGAUGUUUGGAAGGCUUGAGGUUUUAAUUUGACGGUAUAUUAGCUGAAGGGUGUUCCACCCGGAUAACUCGUUCUCAAACUUUAUGUUUGACACGUUGGAGUCAAUUUCUAAGAAUAACAACAUCAUUAUGAACUUCAUUAGAGUUUCUACCCUUUCAAUUGCGUCAUUUAAAAGAUUAUGAUCUUCUGGGUUGAUUAAAAAGGGAACUAGAUGCUCCACAAAAAGCGAACAAUUUUGAGAUAAUAAAAGCAUAAAAAGCUGUCUCAAAUGUUGUUCUGAUUGUGGUGGAGAAUUUGACAAAUAUAUUAUUUCGGACCUGACCCUAUCAUCCAUGGAUGGAAAUAAGUUCAGGUGAAGAGACUCAACCAAUAUGUUAAAGAACAUUCCUAGAUAUGAAGGCACUUUGAUGUUUGUGAGAUCAACAUUCCCGAACCCUGCUUCGUUUUCAAAAACAGGGUGAUUCUUAUUCUGGUUCAGAAACUUAUUCCUAUAUACUCCCAUAACGUAGUGAUAAAACCCGGUUCCAAUAGCCAUUCUUGUAUUUGUGCAUGAGCUUAAUAUUUGAGUUUGGAUAGCUGGAGUGUAUCCAAUGAGUUGAGAACAAUGUUCAACCACAUUAUCCACAUUCUCCAAAUCCCAAUACGCAAUAGUUUGUUGGGAGGGACCUUCUCGUGGUAUAGCUUCCACAAUGUAUGUUGGAUCCAGAUAUAUUAAUACCUUUCUACCAUUUAUCUCGAACUCGGUUCCAACAACCAUCUUACCAUGGACAAGGUUGUAUUCAGCUUCUGUAUAAUUUCUCCAGUUUAGAUUUGUGUUGUUGAAGCAGAUCAAAUAGUUGCUAGGUUGAAUUACCAGAAAUAAUCCUGGUCUAUUGAUCAUAAAAGAACUCAUACUCACAAGCUUUUGGUACAUAGAUUCGAUCAAAUGUGAGCGCUGUGGGCCAAUUAUCUGUUUGAUAUCUUGAGUUACAUUUUCUGGAGACAUAAUUGAAUGAUUGCUGUAGUCAAUAAGAAACUCCAUGUAAUAAAUCCAUUGAGGUUGGGACACAUCAGGUAAUAUUUCAGCAUUGGGUGAAUUUAUAACAGGAACCUCCAUAAUUGGUUCUUUUAAUGAGGAAAUUUUGCUUGUUAAGGUUGUCUACUUUGUAUAAGAAGUUUUGCAACACAGAGACGCUCCCGCUCUUAAAAAAAAAAAAACAAUGUAAACAAAAAAUGUGUUGCCACAGACUUUUCUUUCUUAACUCUUUAAAUGCCAGAGUGAACAUUGGAUAUAAAAUCAGUAUUACAAGUAGUAAGUGCUGAGUGGUAAGUAUCUUCCAAUUGGAAUGGAUUUCUCAAAGUUGUUGUCAGUUUCAGUCUAUCUGAGCAAGCAUAUACAAUUCUGUGUGCAGAUUGGUUGUAAGGGUAUGUAUAUAAGUUCCACAUAAUCAAUUGCCACCAUAAGAUUACCAGGCACUUGACUUAUACUCAUGAUAUCCCCAUAGGAAGAACUGGUUAUAUCCAGCCGUUACAUUAGUAACGCUGUGGAUAUAUGGUAGCGCUGGCAUAAACGUAUUUGCUUGAAUUAUUUGCGACAUUAAUUUUUCUGAUUCCUCAUCUCAAGCAACCAGCUCUUCCUAUCACUUCCUCGUUUGAUUAUAUCCCAACAUCCCUUCCAAUGCCAGCAGAUCGUAAAUCAUCAAAGAAAUAUACGGAUAGACAUGCAUCCAAAACAGCCGAUAUAAAACGAGCCCUUGUCCAUCGUGCCAGAAUCAGAAAGAACUAUUUUAAGUUAUUAAAGGAAGAAGGACGACCUGAUCCGCAAGAAACCCAACAAGAACAACAACAACAAGUUGAACCCAAGAAGAAACCAGUGAACUUUGCCGAACGUGCUCAACUUGCUAAGCAAAGAAAAGAAGAAGCAAGAGCGCAAAAAUUACAGCAAGUCAAGGAAAAGAGAGAGAAGUUGGAAUUAAAGAAGAAAGAAAGAGAGAUGAAGAAAGCGGGGUUCUCGAAACAUACCCGAACAGGACAACCUUUAAUGGGACCAAGAAUCAACAAUUUGCUCGACAAAAUAAGGAAUGAUAUGAAGGAGGAUAAAUAGGCACUUUAUACAGUUAAAAUAUAUAUACAUACACACAGCUUUACAAUGAUACUACUCUCUUUAUCAUCAAGGCAAAGUCAUACAAGAAUAACAUGCUUACUCUUCUUUGGUACAUCCACCAAUUCUUGCAUUGUUCAACCCAUUUGCUCAAACUAACCCCUUUGUAUUUGUUAUCGAUUUCCUCGACUUUUUCUUCGUAAACACAUCUAGCACAAUAAUUAGCCAUAAUCAAGAAUGUUCUUUCUGGACCUAACACACUUUGUAAACUCUCAUCUAAAUUUCUAGUCAAAUCAUUAGUCUUGAGAAUAAGUAAUACAAUUCUCGGCAUACUACUCAAAAUACUCAUCAAGUCUUCAAUAAUAGUCAGAUCCAGGUUUAACUGAGAUUGGAUGCUUGACAUUUCAUCCACUGACCUCUUGGUUUUAAUAUCGUAAUUCAAGGCAACUUCGGGUGCUCUACCGGUGAUGGCACUCAUCCAAAUCCUAAACUUUUGUUCUCCUUCUAUACCAGUGAACUUGGUAGUAUACUCUUUCAUUUUAGGUAUAUCGUUGUCCAACACAGCAAGCCAGAAAUGAGCAUAGUUUCGUUUCAUCUCUAUUGGGAUAUUUCUGUAUAAUCCAUGAUCAUACAAUAUGAUUUCAAAGUUGUGCUUAUCUCCUGGUUGUUUAUGUUCCAACUUCCUAAUGGCAAGAUUACCACCAUGAGGAUCACAAUGCAAUCCAACCCCAGGUGUGAAUAUCAUAUUGUUGAAGAUGUGGGACAAACAACUUGACACUUCCAGGGUAUCUAUUCCAUUAUCCUUCAUGUAUUGCAAAUUAUCCAAUCUUGCCCCGGGGACAUACUCCAUAAUCAAAAUUCUAGGUUGGGCUUCAAUAAUCUUGGGGAUUCUUAAUGCAGUUACACCUUUGAAAUCGUGGAAAUAUUCUGCAGUCAGUUUAGAAUUCUCGGCCUCUUUAACAAAGUCUAAUUCGACAAAGAUAGAACUUUGCAUUUCGUCGCCCAACCAGGUUAAGGGGUAUUCUGGAAACACAACGUACAUUAAAUCAAACACCAUUUUCGUCAUGUAUACAUCAAUAGGAACAAACUCCUUAAGCAGAGGAUGUUGAACCUUAACAGCCACGCUCAGCCCGUCUUUUAAUUUGGCAAUGUGAACUUGGGCCAAACUGGCAACACCGACGGGAUCAGGGGAAAACUCUUGAAACAAGUCCAGAAUAGAAUAUCCAAGAUCGCUCUUAAACAUGGCGUCGAUUUCGCCCAACUCACUUCUGGGACAUUGAUCUUGCAAUGGAAUCAUAGUGUCGGUCCAUUCUCGAGGCAAUAAAUAAGUCAAGGCAGUUAUAUGCUGUCCUAGUUUGAUGUAGAUCCCACCGUUCUUCUCCAAGGCUCGUAAUGUGAUCUGAGCACUACGCAAAUGAGUCUUGCUUAAAGCAGCUUCUCGUUCUUCUGGAGUGCUGAAUUCAGUGGAAAGUACCAGCUUAUACAACAGGAAACACCGGACCAUGGCAAUAGUUACAACGGCAACUCUGUCGAAUGUAAGCACUAUAUGCUUGAAGUGAUCAUUGGUAUAGUAAAGUGUGGCUGCUCCGGUAGAUCCAAGGGCUAAUCCUAUUGGUAGUAACCACCGAUUCCUCCGUGGUUUGGGUAUGGUGGUGGAGGACAAGUUGCGAAUAGUGAGUCUGGGAACAACACGACAACUGCUGGAUAUGAACAGAGCAUUGGGAAAAGAGCUUUUGAUAGUUCUAAGUCCAUACAUGGUGAUAUCGAAGGCAAAGCAACACGGUUGUCAAAAUU